Messenger RNA from Henningerozyma blattae CBS 6284, 3453 nucleotides. RefSeq lists its product as uncharacterized. The transcript has a single exon. Gene Ontology annotation, cellular component: plasma membrane. Lineage: Eukaryota; Fungi; Ascomycota; Saccharomycetes; Saccharomycetales; Saccharomycetaceae. The record is from RefSeq and is a predicted model, not a curated record. Bases 1 to 3453 code for a protein of 1150 amino acids. Gene Ontology annotation, molecular function: sodium:proton antiporter activity. Gene Ontology annotation, biological process: proton export across plasma membrane; sodium ion export across plasma membrane; intracellular potassium ion homeostasis.
AUGGCUGUAUGGAGUCAAUUAGAUCCAGCAAAAUCUCAUGUAGCUUACGCAUGUGUCGGUGUCUUUUCAGCAAUCUUUUCAUUGGUUUCUCUUUUUUUCAAGGAAAAAUUAUACAUUGGUGAAUCCACCAUUGCAGGUAUAUUCGGAUUAAUAUAUGGGCCUCAUUGUUUGAAAUGGUUCGACCCUUCCUCCUGGGGGAAUUCAGAUUAUAUCACUCUAGAAAUUACAAGAAUCGUCCUUUGUAUACAAAUCUUUGCUGUGGCUGUAGAAUUGCCAAGAAAAUACAUGUUAAAACAUUGGCUUUCAGUAACAUUAUUAUUAGUACCAGUCAUGACGGUAGGAUGGUUAAUCAUUGGGUUAUUCAUUUGGAUUAUUAUACCAAAGAUCAAUUUUUCCUCGAGUCUUUUAAUUUCUGCUUGUAUUACAGCAACAGAUCCAAUUUUAGCCCAAUCGGUGGUCUCUGGCAAAUUUGCACAAAAGGUUCCGGGUCAUUUAAGAAAUUUAUUAUCUGCCGAAUCAGGUUGUAAUGAUGGGAUGGCUUUCCCAUUCAUUUAUCUUUCUAUGAAUUUAAUUUUACAUCAUGGUCAAGCAGGUGAAAUUAUUAAAGAUUGGAUUUGUGUAACACUUCUUUGGGAAUGCUUAUUUGGUUGUAUAUUAGGUUUUUCCAUAGGCUAUAUAGGUAAAAGAGCUAUCAAAUUUGCGGAGGAACAAAAUAUGAUUGAUCGUGAAUCAUUCUUGGCAUUUUAUAUCGUACUGGCAUUCAUCUGUGCUGGGUUUGGUUCAAUCUUAGGUGUAGAUGAUUUAUUAGUAUCAUUUGCUGCAGGUGCCACAUUUGCCUGGGACGGUUGGUUUUCUACAAAGACCAAAGAGACUAAUAUUUCAACUGUUAUCGAUUUAUUAUUAAAUUUUGCUUAUUUCAUUUAUUUUGGUGCAAUUAUUCCCUGGGAACAAUUCGAUAAUCCUGACAUUGGGUUAAGUGUUUGGAGAUUAAUUGUCUUGGCAUUUAUUGUCAUUUUCUUAAGAAGAAUUCCUGCUGUUUUAGCAUUGAAACCUUUCAUUCCAGAUAUCAAAUCUUGGAGAGAAGCACUCUUUGUAGGUCAUUUCGGUCCUAUUGGUGUAGGUGCAGUCUUUGCUGCUAUUCUUUCAAGAGUAGAAUUAUUAAUAGAUGCUGAUAAUGAAGAUCUAAAUUUAAGAGAUUUACCAGAUGUAGGUACAAAGCAUUGGAGAUUAAUUUCUAUCAUUUGGCCAGUAGUAUCAUUUUUCAUUAUAACGUCUAUUAUAGUUCAUGGUUCAUCUGUUGCUGUGGUUACCUUAGGUAGACAUUUAAACACAAUAACACUAACAAAGACUUUUUCAACUCAUACGACUUUCGGAAAUACAAAAUCUUCUUGGUUACAAAGAUUACCUUCAUUGGAUAAAAAUGGUAGAUCGUUUUCUUUACAUCGUGUAGAUACUGAUGCUCCUAUUUCUUCAGGUUUAGAACUUCAUAGCAUUUUACCUGAAGACGACUCAGAUUAUGACAUAGAUAAUGAAAAUUCCAUGAAUAAUUCCACUUUAGGUGAUAUUUCGAGACAUAGUACAGUAGAGACUAGUGGUGUACCAUUUAGACAUGCUGGUGGGAUGAGAAGAACAGAAGAUUUUGAAAAGAGAAGAAAGGAUAAAAAGAAAAAGGCUCGAAAAAGAAAAAGAAAAGAAUUCUUUAGAAACGCUCGUCCAAGUUCUCAUUUUAAUAUUAGCUUAACGAAUGGUAGUGGUCAUAAUCGUCAUAAAAAGGAUUACGAUGAUGAAUUGAAUGAUUUAGGAAGGGAACGUUUACAAUUAGAAAAAGAAGCUAUGGCUGGUACUUUCUCAUUGGGUGGUACAAGAAGAAAUUCCAUUCUAGAUGAUAUUAGUAGGUCUGAAAUAGAUGCAGCAUUAGAAUCAAGAAAUGAAAAGGAAUCAGGUGUUCUUUCUGAAGAAUAUGAACAAUAUCCAACUCUGAAUUAUACUACUGACGACGAAUCAGAUAGACAAGCAACUCAUCAUAAUCACCGUCAUAAAAGACCAAGUACUUAUCAAGGUAGUAUUACUCCAAGUAUUCAUUUAGAAGAAACUCCAGAAACAGGUACUACUGGAUCAAACCAAUAUAGUGAAAAACAUAACGUUACAUCAUCGUCAUCUGCUGCUACAUCUUCAUCCAUUGGGAAUACUGCUUCAACGUGUAGUUCUAAACAGUUAAGACAAAGACAUAAUAAAAAUUUACCAACUUUUGUUGUGGAGAAUUCUAAUUACUCACCACAUCCACACCCUCAUUCACAACAUCCAAAUAGUCCUCCUGAACAUCAUUACAUUCGACCUUUAACUCCAUCUGAGGAAUUUUUAACACAUGAUGAUGAACCAAAUUUAACUGAACAAGAAAAUAAAGCUCACGUAGGUUACGAAGAUGGUAAUCAAAUUAUUAUUGAAAAUGAAGAAGGUGAAAUUAUACAAGUGGUUCCUGUUCAGCAUCCUGACCAAUCAAUGGAUGAAGAAUCUGAAAUUGGUGCUUCUUUGACAACAACAAAUUCAAGAGGAAGCUCAAAUAUAAUUAAAUCAGGAAUGGAAGAAUUGAAAAGAGUCAUCUCUCCUCCAAAGAUUAUUAAAGAAAAACAUGCUGAAAUGCAAAAGAAGAAAAAAAGUAAACAUAAAAAACAUACAAAAUAUUUUGCUUACAAAUUAGAUAAUUUAUUGAUUAUUGAAAAUGCUGAUGGUGAUGUUUUAAGAAGAUAUAAGAUUAAUCAUCAUAAGAAAGGUAGAGAUGAUUUAAUAUCAACCGUUAAUAAGACAAUUGUUUCAAAAGCUUUACAAGUUGCAGGUUUGAAACGUCCUGAUUCGAAUGAUCAAGAUACUUCAUUAAAGACAGCUACAGAUCCAAAUUAUGAAGAUCAAAGACGUAAUUUAGAAAAAAUGGAGAUGCCGCCUCAUUUGAAUUCUUCAAAAAACGAUAGAGUUGAAUUUUACCCAUUAUCUGAUGAUGAAGAAGAUGAAAGUGAUUCAGAAGAUGAAGCAAGUGAUUCAGAAGAUGAAGAGAGUGAUUAUGAUAGAACUAGUAGUACUAGUCCUCGUGCUAAUGAUUAUUCAGAUGACUAUGAUCAAGGCUCUUUUGGUAGCGAAGCUUCUGUGGAAGAAACUAGACGUAGAAAUAUAAGAUAUCAACCACAAACUGAUGAGGGUGAUACUACUGAAGAUAUACUAGACAAUAAUACAAAUAUUCGCCGUGACAGAACACAAAAGUAUCGACAAGAUGAAGGAGACGGAGGAGAAGAAGAAGAAAAAGAAACUGCAUAUGAAAGAGAACGACGUUUGAAUGCUCUUGGUCUUGGAUCGGGUUCUAGAGCUCAAGAUGACGAAGAAGAGGAUGGGCUACAAGUAAGUUUUGCACCAGCUCCACCUAAAAAAGCAAGAACUAAAGAUAAAUUCAAGAAAAAUCUAUGA